Akanthomyces muscarius is the source of this 234-nucleotide messenger RNA. RefSeq lists its product as uncharacterized. The coding region runs from base 1 to 234 and encodes 77 amino acids. Lineage: Eukaryota; Fungi; Ascomycota; Sordariomycetes; Hypocreales; Cordycipitaceae. The record is from RefSeq and is a predicted model, not a curated record. The transcript has a single exon.
AUGUUUAGCCACAACGCCCGCAACCCAGGCGUCGACUUGCGCACGCUUCGAUACAUCAACGCGCUCAACGUCACAUUCGAUCCCCUGGUCGGCGAAAUACGCAGACGCAUCUUUCAUCGCAUUUGGAUCGACGUCCGCGACGCACACUGUGGCGCCGCGCUGAGAGAGAAUCUUGGCCGUGGCGAAACCGAUUCCGCUGGCACCACCAGUGAUGCCAAAGACGCGGCCCAAUAG